Messenger RNA from Teleopsis dalmanni, 2068 nucleotides. RefSeq lists its product as uncharacterized. The record is from RefSeq and is a predicted model, not a curated record. The transcript is spliced from 8 exons. The coding region runs from base 232 to 1479 and encodes 415 amino acids. NCBI's taxonomy places the organism in Eukaryota, Metazoa, Arthropoda, Insecta, Diptera, Diopsidae.
UAUUGUAAGGAAUACUUGUAAUUUUAAAAGAGUUUAUAGUUCUCCAAAAUUACUUUUGAAUAUGAAUCUGUGAACUGUAAUUAAUUACUUGCAUUAAAUUAUAGAUACAUGUUUUGCACUUUAUUAUCAUUGUUUAUAUUUGGAAAACAUCCUUGUGUGAAUUUGGGACUUACAAUAGAACAAAUUUUUGACUGUCACUUUCUCUAUACGAACGGACGUUGACAAGUCACUAUGGACGAAAAUAGUGACAGCUUUUUGUAUCGGUUUUUUUUCGAUGUCAAUCGUGAACCAAACGUAAUUGAUUAUGUAUUUAGGUCAAUAUGCAUAAUAAUUAUUCUGCUAGUGAUCAAAAAAAUGUUAAGUGUGAAAAUGGAUGAACCUAAUUUUGUGAAAGAAAGACAAAAUUUAAAUCGACAGAAGGCUUCCUUGCAAGUCACUGCAGAGGCCAUUCGCACCUUAUACAUGAUGCGAGGAAUGCAGGAUAACAGAUUUAAACGAAAAGAAAAUGAAAAUUUGGAAAAUAGUACAUAUGAUCCAAAAAGUGAAAGAAACACAAACAUUUUUCAGAAUAAACGAAAAUCGUCUACUUCUGUAAUAGGAGAAGAAGAUUUAGAUGGAAAUGAGACUGGAUUUGUUAUAACUAAAAACAUUCCUUUAAAUGAAACUAAUAAGGCUGCUGUAAGAUCGAUGAACAUAAUUGGAAAAAAAGUGGACAAGUUCAAGGUUAUUACGCCAAGGGAUGUUGUGAGUCUUGAUGUUGAAGAAAUGCCUGGCAUAAAAAGUCAAUUUAAAGCAUCAGGACCAGAACCAAUGAUUAAUGCUUCAAAAUCGUCCAGUCGUGCAUCAGUAAAAAGCCAGUGUGGUGAAACCAAAAGUACUUCCAGUUACUUAUUAAAAGAUAGUGAUAGCAUGAAAUCCAUGAACCGAAGUAUAAGUAGUGCGUCAUUGAAAAGCAAUUUUGGCAAUCGAUGUUCUAAAGAUGACACAAGUCUGAAUAGUGCAAAAUUUGAUGGAAUGUCUUCUGUAUCUAGUCAGUUAACUUUAGGUGGAAAAACUAAAAGCAGUUUAUAUUACUCCACAAAGAGCAACGCCUCUCUGCGAAAUACCACUGAACAUUAUUUAAGUUCACCAUCGAAAAAUAAUUUAAAUUUGUCUAAACACUCGCUUGGUUCGCAUCAAAAGUUACCUGAAUUGAAGAAAUCUCAAUCGAGUUUGACAUUGAGUUCAUAUAUGCAAAAUAAUGAUUCUAGUCCUCGGUCUAGAAUCAAUACAAGCGCCGUAAGUUGUGCUGAUCAAAGCAAAGCUGAAUUGAUGAGCACUCCUCCAAGAAAAUUUGUGCGUCCUGCUUCACGUAUUCCAACACUUUCCAAAGUGGAAAAUAUUAGAAAGACUCCACUAAGCAGUGCUGGACGGACCCCUCCAAGAAAGGUUACAACUAAACAAAAUAUAAAUAAAGGUCCUUCAAAGGGCCGCAAGUAAAAAUAAUAAUCUUCAUCAAAACUUAAACAAAAAACAAAAAACAAAAAAAAAAUGUAUAUAGUAGUAUUAAGAAAUUUGCAUAAUAUCAUAGUUUAUCCAUUGGUCCAUAGUCCAUUGUCCAUAAAAUUGUAUUUAUUGUCUUACUUUUAUCUUAACUUUUAAAUGUUUAUGUUAAAUUUUUGUAUUUAAAUAGUUAAUAAGUAGUUAUUAGUUUAAUUAAUGACGGCAUAGAAACAGACGUCAUUAAGACAACGCUGCGUUUCCAUUGGUACAUAAGGUCUCUCCAAAUUACAUCACAAAAACUGAAAUUUUCAAAAACUGGCCCGCCUCAUUACAACCAAUAGAAGUAACGAAUAAAUACAUAUCGAUGUACCAGGUUAAUUAAAAGGAUCCAUACAUACAAUUAUAAUGACGCUAAUUUAUAUCUGUAAAUAUUUGUGCUCCGAACCAUGCCAAUAUUAUCAAGAUGGCGAUGCAUUCCACCAUUAACUCCAAUAGGGCUUUAUGCAGAUCUCAAAACCAAUAUAUUUUGAUAUAAAUUUUGCAGAGCUAACAUUAAAGAACAUAUAUUUUGUAUAUAUUAUUUACU